AUGUCUCUAGUUACGCACGCACAAAACCUCUCCUCAUCACUCCUAAAAGCUGGCCUAGUGCCGGGUUCCGCCCCACUGAUCCCGGAUGACUUCAAGCCCUUGACGGAGCUUUCCGUCCGAUUUGGCGAGAGACAAGUCAAUCUGGGGAACCUGUUCCGCGCAAGUGAAUGUAAACAAGCACCGAGCGUUUCGUUUACCCCGGAGAACACGUGGUCAUCAAAAACAUACACACUUCUUCUUAUAGAUCCGGAUGCACCGACACCGGAUGAUCCCAAGUUCGCGUACUGGCGACACUGGGUGUUGUCUGGAUUGGUACCGGGUAUGGAUGACGGUGAUGCAUUGAAUGUGCUAACGGAGUAUCUUGGGCCCGGGCCAAAGGAUGAGUACGCAAUCGGAUUGGAUUGA
Molecule: messenger RNA, 405 nt
Organism: Aspergillus tanneri
Lineage: Eukaryota; Fungi; Ascomycota; Eurotiomycetes; Eurotiales; Aspergillaceae
Exons: 2
Coding region: 1-405 (134 amino acids)
Biological process (GO): regulation of proteolysis; regulation of Ras protein signal transduction
Molecular function (GO): peptidase inhibitor activity; phospholipid binding
Source: RefSeq, a predicted model, not a curated record